Molecule: messenger RNA, 948 nt
Organism: Plasmodium adleri (nom. inval.)
Lineage: Eukaryota; Apicomplexa; Aconoidasida; Haemosporida; Plasmodiidae
Product: conserved Plasmodium protein, unknown function
Exons: 12
Coding region: 1-948 (315 amino acids)
Source: RefSeq, a predicted model, not a curated record
AUGUUUAUAAAGGUCAUACUUCUUACAUUUUAUUUUUUUUCUUGUUAUAAAUGUGGAACGUUUAAGGAUUCCUCUUUUCAAUCACAUAAUAAUAGAUUUUUGCAAAGCAAAAUUAAUGUCCUUACAUGGCUAACGAAUGUAUUGUACCCUUCUGAGAAUCCUAAAUAUUUUAAAAAGCACUUAAAUUAUAGAGGCUGUCGUGAAUAUUUUUUGAAACCAUCCUAUGAGCCCAUUAAUUUGAAUGACGGAUGGCUACAGACUGAUAAUUGGGUUAUUCAUAAUGAGGAAGCUAUCAUAGAAUAUACGGCAAAAGAUAGCUGUCGGGAACCUAAUCAUCCAUUUCCUUUCGGAUGGUUAGACAAUAGAAUGUCAACAAGAACGUCUUUAAUAAAGAAAGACUUUUUUUGUAAGAAAACCAUAGCUCAGUUAGAAGUACAAAUGAAUGAUGCUCAAAGUUGUGGUUUUAUAUUUCGUAUUCUUGGUGAACGUAAUUACUGGUCUUUAAUGAUUGACAACAAAGUGUUGAAAUUAGCUCAUAUUAAAGAUGGUGAAUUAAUAAUUCUAAAAGAAUUUAAGGACUUAAAAAUAAAAAACGAUCAAUGGUAUGUAUUAUUUGUUCAAGAAAUAUUGAAAGAUAUCAAAAUUAAAGCAGGAAUAUAUGGAGACUUAUCCGUUGAAUAUUUACGAAAAAGUGAUGACGAAACAGAUUAUAAUGAGAACAAGCAGGGAGCUGUUGGUUUAAUAGCUAAUAAAGGAAGAUGCAAAUUCAGGAAUAUUAUAAUGAGGGGUAAGAAAUGGAGUAAUGAAUAUGAAAAGAUUAAAAAAAAGAAUCAAGGAUCUUUAUUAUAUAACAUUGAGGAAAUUGAAAAAUUAUAUGACAAUACGAAAGAUUGGUGUCCCAAUGCAGCUUUAUGUUCCAAGAAAAAGUACGAAUUAAAUGACUCUUAA